ACCCAGGAGUGGUAUCACUGGAUCAUCUAUGGUUAUAAUUUGAAGGGGCAUUGAGGGCUCCCCAUUGGAUCUCCUCUUGCCCACCAGAGUAAGAGAAGUCCCUGGAGCCCUGUGGAGCAGUGAAGACCAGGGGAUCCAAUGAACCAUUACACACGUGGAGUUGCCUAAAAGCCUCUGGGUUCUUCUCUGUUGGAUCUGUUGGCAUGGAGACCUCCUGAGAUGCUGUACUUACUCCUGGCUUCCAACUUAACUUCCAGAUCGAGGGCAAUUUGCAUAUUUCCCCAAAGAACCAUCCUGACGCUGACAGCCUGUUUUCAGACCUGGAGGGAAAGCCCACAGUUGUUUCUUAAAAUUUGGGACUGGAAAUGGCCACAGGGGGCAGAUCAAGCCACGGGCUGCAUCAGGAGGCUGAGCCAGCCGUGGAGGGGGACCCACAUCUGCCCACGGGCCGGGAGUUGUCUGAGGCCAACCGCUUUGCCUAUGCCGCCAUUUGUGGCAUAUCCCUGUCCCAGUUAUUUCCAGAACCUGAGCAAAGCUCCUUCUGCACAGAGUUCGUGACGGGCCUGGUGACAUGGCUGGAGUUGUCCGAAGCCGUCUUGCCAACCAUGACUGCUUUUGCCAGCGGCCUGGGAGGGGACGGAGCUGACAUGUUUGCUCAGAUGUUGAUGAAGGACCCCAUCUUGAAGGACGACCCGCUGGUGAUCAUUCAGGACCUGCUGAGCUUCUCACUCAAGGAUGGGCGCUACGAUGCUCGGGCCCGGGUCCUCCUUUGCCACAUGACCUCCCUCCUCGGAGUGGCCUCCGGGGAACUGGAUCUCCUGGAAGAGACGUUCCUUGAGAGCCUGAAGGACAGCAAAGAGGAGGAAUCUGAAACAGCCGAGGCGUCCAGGAAGAAGAGAGAAAACCGGAGGAAGUGGAAGCGCUAUCUGCUGAUAGGCCUGGCAACCGUCGGAGGCGGGACAGUGAUCGGUGUGACCGGGGGUCUAGCUGCCCCUCUUGUUGCCGCCGGGGCCGCGACAAUCAUUGGCAGUGCUGGCGCAGCGGCUCUGGGCUCAGUGGCUGGCAUCGCUGUCAUGACCUCGCUGUUCGGUGCCGCUGGAGCUAGCCUCACAGGAUAUAAGAUGAAGAAGCGUGUUGGGGCCAUUGAAGAGUUCACCUUUCUGCCUCUGACAGAAGGCAGGCAGCUACACAUCACCAUCGCCAUCACGGGGUGGUUGGCGUCCGGCAAAUACCGCACCUUCAGCGCCCCGUGGGCUGCCCUGGCACGCAGCCGCGAACAGUACUGCCUAGCCUGGGAGGCCAAGUACCUGAUGGAGCUCGGCAACGCCCUGGAGACCAUCCUCAGUGGGCUUGCAAACAUGGUGGCCCAGGAGGCCCUAAAGUACACAGUGUUAUCUGGCAUCGCGGCUGCCCUCACCUGGCCGGCCUCCCUCCUCACUGUCGCCAACGUCAUCGACAACCCCUGGGGGGUGUGUCUCCACCGAUCCGCAGAGGUUGGCAAGCACCUGGCCCACAUCCUGCUCUCGCGGCAGCAGGGCCAGCGACCUGUCACUUUGAUUGGCUUCAGCCUGGGAGCCAGAGUCAUCUACUUCUGCCUGCACGAGAUGGCGCAGGAGAAAGAUUGCCAGGGGAUCAUCGAGGACGUCGUCCUGCUGGGUGCGCCCGUGGAAGGAGAAGCCAAGCACUGGGAGCCUUUCCGGAAGGUGGUGUCCGGCAGGAUCAUCAAUGGCUACUGCAGGGGGGACUGGCUGCUGAGCUUCGUGUACCGCACGUCCUCGGUGCAGGUGCACGUCGCCGGCCUGCAGCCCGUGCUGCUGCAGGACAGGAGGGUGGAGAACGUGGACCUGUCUUCCAUCGUCAGUGGCCACUUGGACUAUGCCAAGCAGAUGGACGUCAUCCUGAAGGCCGUGGGCAUCCGCACCAAGCCAAGCUGGGAUAAAAAGGGGCUUUUGAUGGCCCCAGGCAGCCUGCCCCAAGAGGAGCCUCGCCAGGCAGCCGCCACUUCCUCAUCAGACCAGACCGCCGACCAGGAUGGGCAAACCCAGGGUCCUGCACCCAGAGACACCUGCAACGUGUCCACAUCCGCUGACCUCAGCCAAGCCCAGGUGCCAACAGGGCUGGACCAGUCCAAAGGGACCUCCCCUUCUCCUGCUGCCUGCCCUGCUGAGAGCCCCCCGAUCUGCAGCCAUGGUGUGGACCCCAACCCCCUGGACUGCCCCAGCAAGACCCAGGGGCCCUGCCCAGGGCUGGAUUGAACCCACAAGGGGACGAGCCGUCUUCCCAGAUGUCCCUAGGCGGUGCUCUCUUACCCCUCCACCGGGCCCCUGCGGGAGCUCGUGCGGAUUCCACCAGUGCCUUUCCUAUAUUGACGGCUUCGGGAUUGAAAGGAGGGGGAAUUGUAGGGAGACCAUGGUCCCUCUCUAGGGAAGCAAGGCCGGAGUCCUGCAGAGUCAACCAAGCACAGUGAGAGCCCACGACCCCCAGCCAUGGGCCUCCUGUACUCUGUUAGGUCACAGCCGUGGGGUCUGCUCUCAGGAGGUCCGGGGGCUCUCUGGGUUCCCACCCACCAUUCUCCCCCUGCCUUAAUCAAGCCAAGCAUCUGCCUGCUCUUCCAUCCACUCGAAGGCUGCCCACCAGCCCGCGGGCACCUCCGACGCACUUUCAGAGCGGGUGCCAGCAGGGAGCGGGCAGGGAGCUCGCUCUGCCCUUGGGAGAUCCCAUCAGACCUGCCGUGGACAGCCAUGCGGGCCGCGCACUGCACGAUGACAGGGGCGUCCAUCACACAGGCCUGCUGUGAAGGGCACCCCCCAGGUUGUGCUGCAUGGUGGCCCUGGAUGUGAUUGUGACAGCACAGUGAGUGAGUGCUAAACCCGCCUGUGGUAUGGGUGGGAACUGCGCCUGGUAGCAAGAAUGGGUUAUACGGGGGAAGGAUGUCUUGUAGCAGGGACGAGGU
Molecule: messenger RNA, 2953 nt
Organism: Molossus molossus (Pallas's mastiff bat)
Lineage: Eukaryota; Metazoa; Chordata; Mammalia; Chiroptera; Molossidae
Gene: TMCO4
Product: transmembrane and coiled-coil domains 4
Exons: 16
Coding region: 366-2255 (629 amino acids)
Source: RefSeq, a predicted model, not a curated record